GAGGUGUCGGGAGAAGAAAAUUCAGAAAUUCUAGGCGGUGAAUUUUGGGUCUAGAACACAAGGGUUGACUUGCCUGAUUGGUCUCUUUUUUCUUUCUUUUCUUAUUUUAAGUUAGGAAGACUGGGUCAUUGUGAGGCGGCAGUAGACUUUUCUUCCUCAGUUAAAAAAUCUGUCUUUGACCCACUAAAUUCACCCUUUCUUGAAUUUAAUCCAACUUUAGGAAGCAUACUUAACCAGGAAAUAAUAUACAUAAAUACACGUUGAUCUUUGGAUUGUAACUCAAUUUAUCCUUUGCUGAAUUAGAUAUAGAUUCUGAAAUGGCCGGGGUGUCGUGUAAGAGAGACUUUGAGGGUGGGGAAGAUGCAGAAAAGGGUGAUUUUGUUGGGGUGAAGCAUAUGACUGAUGUGGGUUUGCAGAGACUUCCCACCAAAUAUGUGCUCCCUGUCACUGAGCGUCCAAUUUUGAAACCGGUAGCUGUCAUUCAAGAAAGACAUUUGCCAGUCAUAGACAUUUCUGGCCUGGGAGGUGAGAGGCACUCAGAGGUUGUCGCUGCAAUUGGUCAGGCUUGUCAAGAGGCUGGAUUCUUCCAGGUGGUUAACCAUGGCGUUCCUGUAUCCAUGAUAAGAGAUAUUAUGAGAGUGGCAUCAGAGUUCUUCGAAUUGCCUCUAGAAGAAAGGAAGACAUAUAUGUCAGAUGACAUGACGAAGCCAGUGAGAUAUGGCACCAGUUUUAAUCGACUCAAGGAUCAAGUCUUCUGCUGGAGAGAUUUUCUCAAGCUCUACUGCCAUCCCACCCAAAAAUGGGUUCAUCUCUGGCCUUCAAAUCCUCCUGAUUACAGGAAGGUGGCAUUAGACUAUAGCGAGGAGAUGAGAUCAAUGGCAGAGAGACUGAUGAGUGCAAUUAUAGAGAGCCUGGGAUUGCCACAAACUUACGUUGAAAAAAUCUGCAAGGAUGGCAGCCAGGUUAUGGUUGUUAACUUUUAUCCGGCAUGCCCAGAACCAGAGCUCACAUUUGGCAUGCCACCACAUACAGAUUACGGUUGCAUGACAAUACUUCAACAGGACUCUGUGGGAGGCUUGCAGGUGCUGAGAAAUGGCGAAUGGGAAGCAGUCCAUCCUGUACCAGAUUCUUUCAUCAUUAAUAUUGGAGAUCAUCUAGAGGUUUUGAGCAAUGGAAAAUACAAGAGCAUAAUGCACAGGGCAGUGGUAAACUCAGAGAGAUCAAGAGUUUCUGUAGCAACUUUAUUGAGCAUGCCUUUCGAAUCAAACAUUGGCCCUGCUCCAGAACUCAUUGAUGAGGAUCACCCACCACAUUACAGGGAAACAAACUUUUCUCACUUCAUUGAUCUCAUCAGCACCAAGACAUUCAAAGCAAGAGCAUUGUUGGACUCACUCAAGCUCGCUUGAUUUUUGACAUUAAUCUUUACAAUGAAUGAGCAGCACCACCUUAUAUCUAGUCUUUAAUGGAGGAAUAAGCCAUCCAUAUAGAUAUAUAGAAUCAUCACGAGUUGGAAAGUUUUUGCUUGCAAUAAGUAUUCUACUUGUUCUAAUUAAUAAGAUAUGCCUUUGUCUGAUCUCUUGGAGCUUCUUGUCUCUCAUGUCUCUGUACUGCAUUCAUUCUUAACUAUA
Molecule: messenger RNA, 1628 nt
Organism: Cryptomeria japonica (Japanese cedar)
Lineage: Eukaryota; Viridiplantae; Streptophyta; Pinopsida; Cupressales; Cupressaceae
Product: probable 2-oxoglutarate-dependent dioxygenase SLC1
Exons: 4
Coding region: 318-1406 (362 amino acids)
Source: RefSeq, a predicted model, not a curated record